Messenger RNA from Seminavis robusta, 1314 nucleotides. NCBI's taxonomy places the organism in Eukaryota, Bacillariophyta, Bacillariophyceae, Naviculales, Naviculaceae. The record is from the annotation of a GenBank genome assembly.
AUGAUGCUGCUGACCUUGAUUGAGAAACACGGGGGUCCCAAAGCUUGUACACGACAAACUAGAUUGAUCCAUAAGCUUGCUGGGGAGUAUCCAGAAUUGUUCGGUGUCACGGGCUCCAUUCGUCGCAGUAGAACAAAGUACCUUGUCGAUCGUUGGAAGAGAGACCAUGACUUCGGCACAACUAGAUCUAACCUUGUGGCUUGCUUCGAAAAUGAAAAUCGUGGUUCUUUGCAGUGUCCCUUGGAAGAAACUGAAGUCGAAGACAACGUCGCCACCGAGGAGACCAUCGAAGAGAAGAAACCAAAAGCCAAAUUGAAACCAAAGCCGGACAAAGUUCCCUCUGCCACAACACGCAGUAGUACCAACAGACCAACCAAGCGACAGCCCAAGGCUCAACCAGACAAGCCAAUGUCGUCCAAUCUUGCUAGCCCUUUGAAAUUGCUCCGUGCUGCCGGAACACAGAAAGGCCCAUCCUCCGACAAAACUUUUUUGGAGCAGGCCACGGGAAACGAUGGAUGGUUGACAAAGCUCAAGAGUAUUGAAGACCGCUUUGAUGCUGCCAAACUCCAUACCUCGCUUACCUCCUUAGUCACCAAAAUGAAGAAGAAAAAUCGUCUCAAGACUACCCACAUCAGCUUGAACAGUAUUGGUGUCGAGGUCUCCAACGAGUUUUUUUCUCCCGGUUGCCCCGAAGGAAAGCUGAAGAUGCUUCCACUCCCUUACAAGGUGACCGGCAGAAACGGAGAAACUUCAACAAAGAUCACUGUAGUGUGGAGAGCCUUCAUCGUUGGAACACUUGAUGACGUCGAUGAGGACGUUGAGCAGCAGAAGGGUGAUGAGGAUCUCUUGAAUGAGCUGUUGGCCCAAGCAGUCUCGAUUUCUCGUCCUGUGCCUCCUCAACCACCAAAGAGACCAAAGAAGGAAAAGACACGUAAACCAAAGCCACCGGCACCACCAGCACCACCAAAGCCACUGCCACCGAUUCCUCCCAAACCCAUCGUCGAUAUGGAUAAGAUCCUCACGGAAAAGGAAAUGAUCAGGCACAUGGCGCGGUUGAAUAUGGCUCGAAGCUAUCUUGAGGGAGAGUUUCAGGCGAAAAGUGAAGCAGGAGACGAAACGGACACAAUUGAACAAAUGUUAGCAGACCUGGAAUCAUUCGUAAAGGAAAACGAAGCAGAGCUUGAUAAAAUCCUUGAUGCCGAUGGAGAGCCAAACGAUGACAUGGACGUAGACAAAGAAAAUAAAAAGCGAGGUCUAGGAGAUGACGACAGUGAGCUGGAUGAGGAACUGGAAGAGCUUCUUCGCGAUUACUAA